Messenger RNA from Tachysurus vachellii, 1898 nucleotides. It is a transcript of the gene prorp, whose product is annotated as protein only RNase P catalytic subunit. Gene Ontology annotation, molecular function: protein binding; ribonuclease P activity. The transcript is spliced from 8 exons. The record is from RefSeq and is a predicted model, not a curated record. Gene Ontology annotation, biological process: mitochondrial tRNA 5'-end processing; tRNA 5'-leader removal. The coding region runs from base 88 to 1782 and encodes 564 amino acids. Gene Ontology annotation, cellular component: mitochondrial ribonuclease P complex; mitochondrion. Lineage: Eukaryota; Metazoa; Chordata; Actinopteri; Siluriformes; Bagridae.
CGCGAUGCUACAUGAGGUUAAGGAGUCAUCACGUUUCCAGUGUGUUAGACUGAAGAGCUGCUGCUUUAUGGUUAGCUAAAGCUUACAAUGGGAUCCUUUAUUAUAAGAGACUGUCGGAGGUUCCUGUGCCUCCUGAUUCGACGUCCUGUUUAUCAGCAGCAUGCAGCUCUCACUAGUUCCUCCUACUGUAGCAGAGGACAGAGAAGACCAUCAGACUCACAUGGAGCCAAGCAAAGAGACUUCACUCAGAGAGACGGAACUUCAUGCACAAAGUCGGUGUUUGCAGCCGGCAACAGCAGAAGAACCGCUGAGAUAUUAAAGAGGAAAUCAGGAGCGGAUCAGGAACAGGUUAGUACGGGUUCGGUGAAAAGCCGUGCAGCUUUUAGAGCUGAGAUUCCUGCUCGGGCUCUGAGCGUUUCAGAAUGGAGGGACCUAAAAAGCAGCUCGUCCAGGCCAGAGCGCUUCGAGCUGAGGAUGAUGGAGGGAAUGCUGGCAGCUGAGGCUGACAUCAGCAUCGCUAAAUCUCUACUCAAUUACGUCGCUGCUGAAAACGGAACCCUGCCGUAUGAACUGCUGCUCAGGUAUCUGACGCUUUGUGUUUCUGCUGGUCAUCACUCAGAGGUUUCAGACGUUUAUGACAUCAUGAAGAGCUGCUUUAAGACUCUGGACACGGGAGCGUACAGUCUGUUUGUGAAAGGCCUGAGUCGGACCGAGCGCUGGACAGAAGCACUGACCGUCCUGGAGGACAUUAAGAAGCUCCUCACUCCAUCAUCCAAGAAUUAUGGUGAUGCUGUCAGCGGGGCAGUUCUCCAUGGCGACCGGGAGACAGCGUGGCGUCUGUACAGUGAGCUGAUGGAUCAGGGACUGGCGCCCAAUCAGGAAACAUGGCACUGUUUAUUUGAAGGUUGUGUAAGUCGGUGUGCACACAAAGACAAACUCCUGGCCAUCCUGACCUACAUGAGAGAAAACCAGAUUUAUCCAGAGGAGAAGCUGGUCAGAAGCAUCAAAGCUUGGUUUGAAAGUCUACCAGAUGAGAACUGGAGAGGAACGUUUACGUCUGUGGAUCAUCGAGGAGUGUGUCGGAGCUGUGGGACGGAACUGGAGUCCAUCCAGCUGACGGAGGAGGAAUACACACAGCUGAAACACAGAGUGAUGGAGGAUGUGAUCGAGGGCCAGGAUGUCUUCAAUAAGACCACACCUGAGGAGUUGGAAAGUUUUAAGAUCUUUGUGAAUAAAAGACCUGCUUUUGAUGUCAUCGUUGACGGCCUGAACGUUGCGAACAUGGCGCCAAAGUGUGUAAAAUCUGAGACGCUGUUAGCAGUGGUCUCAGAGCUUCAGGGUCAGAAUGUUCUGGUUCUGGGCAGAAAACACAUGCAGCAACCGUCACGCAACUGGAACAGACAUGAUAUGAACCAGAUCAAACAGAAAGCACACUGCUUCUUCACCGAGAACAUUUCAGAAGAUGAUCCAUUCCUGCUCUACGCCGCAUUGCAUUCUGGGAACCACUGUAACUUUGUGAGCCGGGACCUGAUGAGGGAUCACAAGGCGUGUCUCCCAGACAGCGUCACACGACGCCUCUUCUUCAAGUGGCAGCGAGGACACCAGCUUGUGCUCAAUCAAUUCAUCCCAGGGAAAAGGAUUCGCUUUCAGAGGACAUCAUGUUACGAUACGAUCGUCCAGAGUCGGGGAGAGAUGUGGCACGUACCCUACGACGAGACCAGACGAGACAGGAGCACGCAUGAAGUUCCACAGAAAUGGCUGUGUCUCAGUAAUCAUGUGUGAGAUGUGGACAGAAUGUACAGGUUCAUUAGGAAAUGGAUCUCAUCGUCAUCGUAGUGAAUAAAGUUUUGUUUACUGCUUUGGGAACCAAUAAUAAAGAAAUAUGAGGAAGAAACAAA